UGCCAUAGCACGGGGUAUAUUUUGUAAUAUGAAAAAGCAACAAGUGGAUUUUUUUUUCGUUUUCUGAAACCUCAUUGCGUGAAUCACAACGUAUGGUAAAAGCCGUAUUGCGCAAGGUUUAAUGGGUUAAACCUAAAAAUGAAAAUAUCUCAAAAACCUGAUGUGCUUGAAAAAAUUUGACUUUUUUUUAUAUGUAAAAAAAAAAUCAUUUCAAGAGAUAUCAAGCCAUCUCUGCUUCAAUCCCGCUCUUGACUAAUUGUUUCUUGUGGUGCAGAUUUUAAAUGACAGUCAGAAAAAUUCCAUGCGAUCAUGGGAGGUGGUGAUGAAUUGAGACGUGAGGCUUAUCAUGCUUUCAGUUGGGUGGAACAGAGAGGUAGCGAAACAACAAAUCAAACCGCUCCUGUUUCGUUUUUGCCGCGUGUUGCGUUCGAGUGAGCAAGAGGUCAGGGAUCAGUGGAGUAGUAGGUGACCGGUGUGUUCAGCAAAGAGUACAUCCCUCAGGGUACCCGAUUCGGCCCCCUGCAAGGUGACAUCUACACCAAAGAAAAUGUCCCCAAACUGGCCAACCGAAAAUACUUCUGGAGGAUUUAUGGCAACGGGCACCUGCAGAACUUCAUCGAUGGCUAUGACGUCCGCAGGAGCAACUGGAUGCGUUACGUCAACCCGGCGCGAUCGCUGAGCGAGCAGAACCUGGUGGCGUGCCAAAACGGCCGAGACAUCUACUUCUACACAAUUCGGCCCGUGGAGCCCAAACAGGAGCUUCUGGUGUGGUACAGCCAAGAGUUUGCCCAGAGGUUGUGCACUCAGCAGGAAAAUACCAAACACAAAAGCGCAAACGCGGACGACGAGCUCGAGAACGCCCAACGGCACCUCGCUCGGCAGAUGUGGCCCGCGGAGAUGACCAAGGAAGAAGUGAAAGAGGAGAGGAAUGGCGAAGAAGUGGAUGUGGAGAUGUUGGGGAGAGACACCCCUCCGGAUACUCCCGAUGACCAAAUCAUGGACUUCAGCAAAAAGAUGGAAAAAGAGGAGAAGGUGGACAGGGAGCAGCAGGAUCCCGGCUUUGUUCCGUCGCCUCAGCUGGAACCGAGAGGGAUGAACGCGCCCCACCUGGCAGAGCACCUAUCCGAUGAACGGACUCUGCCCCUUCACCUCCAUGGCCUCUACGGCCACAGGGAAGGCCUGGUGUCCUCCUACCCCCCGGGGCUUUACCCUCAAUCCAGAACCCUCCAGUCCACCUACCAGCUCCUCCCUCCCUUCACCCCGCACUAUCCUCGCCUCCUCCUCCCUUCCUACUCCCCUCCGUUUCCCAGUAUGCUGCCUUCUCGAGGAUCCGUCCGGUACAGUGGCUACCUGGGCACGGACGGGAUCCCGUACCCUCCCCUCGGCGCCCCCCAUCUACUCCCAAUGAGCCUGCCAUACCCGCCGUCCCAGCAGGGUGGUCUGAAAGAACUCACCCCUAACGUGUCCCCACCGAGAGGCGCCCCGGCCACUCCCGAGCUCUCUCCCGUCCCCAAGCCGACGAGCCGGCUCCCCUCGCCGGAACGUACAUCCUCCGGCUGCGAGGAGGCAAUCAACCUCACCCUGGACAACGCCAAAGGCAACUCGGGGCUGCGCAAUCGUCCCGGCCACAAAUCUUUACCCUACCCUCUGAGAAAGCAGAACGGAAAAAUCAAGUAUGAAUGUAACAUCUGCUCAAAGACUUUCGGACAGCUAUCCAAUCUUAAGGUACACCUCCGAGUGCACAGCGGCGAGAGGCCUUUCCAGUGCAACUUGUGUAAGAAGAGUUUCACUCAGCUGGCUCAUCUACAGAAGCAUCACCUGGUUCAUACAGGGGAGAAGCCACAUGAGUGUCAGGUGUGUCAGAAGCGCUUCAGCAGCACCAGCAACUUGAAAACUCACCUUCGCCUCCAUUCUGGGGAAAAACCUUACCAGUGCAAACUGUGCAGCAUCAAGUUCACUCAAUACAUCCACCUGAAGCUGCACCGCCGGCUACACAGCAGCCGCGAACGCCCUCACCAGUGCCAGCUGUGCUCCCAGGCCUUCUACCACCGUUUCUCCCUCCGCCUACACCAACGCAGCCGCUGCCUGGCCAACUCCGACUCGGGCGUCGACGCGCACGUGACAGAAAUGCUGGAACGCUUCGAUGCCAGCCAGGAGGCCGACGCGUUGACGGAAACGCCGUCGGCGCCGCAGUUGGAGGAGGCCUUGGAACGGUGGCUCGCUCGCACCUUUGAAGGCGAGGGAAAGGAGGACCAGAAGGAGGCCGGCUUUCUGCUGAUCGCGCUCACCGCGGCGACCAACGCGCCCGUCGCACCGUCGGCGGAGCCCGUUUCCCGGCGCGGCGUUCCGGCGGCCUACCAGGAAAGAGCGAGCGUCGUCCACCUCCACAAGCGUUCGUCGACGGUGAAACUGGAGGGUCAGUGAGACGCAACCGAAGCAACCCGUGACGGGGGCAAAGGAGAUUUAAAGAUGUAUAGCACCACUAAUAGAGAAACCAAUGUCGCCAAAAGUAGCCUCUUGUUUUUGACUGAAGAAGAGAAACACAGCGGGAUUUGUAUUUUGUAUGUAUAUUUUGCAGCACCAAAAGAAGAGCAUUCCAAAGACUCCACUCAGUGAUAUUUUAUCAGACAUGAUAAAAAUGGCGUUUCCUUCCGACAAAUAAUCCCAAAAAGAAAAUUGGAGGGUUUUGUCCAACUGUGAAGUCAAUUCCUUCUACUCAGGUAGUUUUUGAACGUGUGGUUGUGUGUGUGAGUGGGUGUUAAUUUAUGAUUUUGUUUAUUUAUUUAGCUGUUUCUUUUAUUUUUUGGUAGAUCUUAAAACAACUCAGGAAUGAUGUACUGUAGUUCGUCACGCUUGCUUUACUUUAUGUUCAGCAUGCUGUUUGUCCAGGUGGUUAUUUAAUUAUAAUUUCGGGUUUUUAAAAAAAAAAAAUUAAAAUUCUCAUCGAAAUGAGCAUUUGCCAAAACAUCCGUACUGAAUCGCUCAAAAAAAACAAAAAAAAAAGGAAAUCCAGCCAAAAAUGGUGACAUUUGCGGAUGCACUGAUUUCUUUGUUGACUAUAAAAGUGAAGAAGAAAAAUAAACAAACCCUGCAGUUCAUCAGGUGUUUGUUAUAAUUUUCUAGGUUUCUUUUUUUUUUGUACGAGGUUUCACUCUGUAGGUUUUUUUUUUCCAAACAGGUUUGAGAUUGUCAGAAUUUAUAAGUGAAGAGACUAUUUUGAUUGUACUUUUAUAUGGUAGUGUAAUAAAGAUAUUGUUUCUACAAUA
Hippocampus zosterae (dwarf seahorse) is the source of this 3266-nucleotide messenger RNA. RefSeq names its product PR domain containing 1b, with ZNF domain (gene prdm1b). Gene Ontology annotation, molecular function: histone deacetylase binding; RNA polymerase II cis-regulatory region sequence-specific DNA binding; DNA-binding transcription repressor activity, RNA polymerase II-specific. The coding region runs from base 649 to 2424 and encodes 591 amino acids. Lineage: Eukaryota; Metazoa; Chordata; Actinopteri; Syngnathiformes; Syngnathidae. The transcript is spliced from 6 exons. Gene Ontology annotation, cellular component: cytoplasm; nucleus. Gene Ontology annotation, biological process: cell fate commitment; regulation of transcription by RNA polymerase II. The record is from RefSeq and is a predicted model, not a curated record.